This is a messenger RNA of Adineta steineri, 2160 nucleotides long. The record is from the annotation of a GenBank genome assembly. NCBI's taxonomy places the organism in Eukaryota, Metazoa, Rotifera, Eurotatoria, Adinetida, Adinetidae.
AUGAACAAAGGAAAAUCAACAAAAAAUGCAUGUACAGUUCCAAAAGAUGCAGAAGGUCGUCGACGUAUCAAUAUCCACCAAAUGCAAAACGUUCUUCUAAUCUGGUUAGACAGUAACAUUGACGAAACCAAUGAUGAUUGUCAAAACACCAUCACAAAAUUACGACGUGCUGUUAACGAUAUCAAUAUAUAUACAAAUCGAGAUCAAUGCAUUGAAUUCAUUCAAACAGUCAUCGAUAACAAGGUAUGCAUGAUCGUAUCAGGAUCGCUUGGACAACAAAUUGUGCCUCGUGUGCACAAUAUGUCUCAAGUUGAUUCGAUAUUUAUUUUUUGUGGUAAUAAAAAAUAUCAUGAACAGUGGGCCAAAGAUUGGGCCAAAAUAAAGGGCGUCUUCACAGAUAUUAAAUCCAUUUGUGAAGCACUCAAAUCGACAGCUCAACAAUGUGAACAAAAUGCCAUUCCCAUGAGUUUCGUGGGAACGAAUAAAAAGUUGGAUCAAUUAGAUCCUUCUUUUAUGUACACUCAAAUCAUUAAAGAAAUCAUAUUAACCAUCCAAUUCGACCAAAAUCAUAAACAAGAUUAUUUCGAUUACUGUCGUGAGACUUUUACUGACAGUAAAGAGGAAUUGAUUAAUAUUAAGCGAUUAGAAGAUGAAUACCACAAGAAAACACCCAUUUAUUGGUACACCUGUCAAAUGUUCUUGUAUCCCAUGCUCAAUCGUGCACUACGAUUGAUGGAUGGUGAUAUCAUUACACGUAUGGGCUUCUACAUUGGUGAUUUACAUCGCCAGAUUGAACAACUACACAAGGAACAAUAUGCUGGUGCAACUGCUGCUAACACCUUUACCGUUUAUCGUGGUCAAGGCUCAUCUACAGAGGAUUUCGAACAAAUGAGCAAAACUAAAGGUGGACUUAUUUCAUUCAACAACUUCUUAUCUACCAGUACGAUUCGCAAAGUUUCACUAGAUUUUGCUCAAGAUGCUGCCAGAAAUCCAGAUCAAGUUGGUGUACUUUUUAUCAUGAAAGUUAAUCCUGCUCAAUCAACAACACCAUUUGCUUCAAUUGCUGGUAUCAGUGAAUUCAAAGGAGAAGAGGAAGUCUUGAUUUCGAUGCAUAGCGUGUUUCGUAUCCAGGAUAUUAAACAAAUGGGUGGAAAUAAUCGUUUAUAUGAAGUUAAUUUAGUACUGACUGCUGACAACGAUCCAGAAUUGAGCAGGCUUACUGAUUACAUUCGACAAGAGAAUUCUCCAGACGCUGAAGGAUGGGCACGGUUGGGUUUGGUACUAUUUAAAAUGGGUCAAUUUGACAAAGCGGAAGAGAUUUAUCAAGUUUUACUUGAUCAGACGAAGUAUGAUAAAAACAAGGCACCUAUUUAUGAUCAGCUUGGUUCAAUCAAAGAUGAUCAAGGAAAAUAUGAAGAAGCACUUACAUUCUAUGAGAAAUCACUUGCUAUCUAUCAAAAAACUCUUCCACCAAAUCAUCCUAAUUUGGCUAAUUCCUACAACAACAUUGGUAAUGUGCAUGACAACAUGGGUAAUUAUCCAAAAGCACUUUCAUCUCAUGAAAAAGCCCUUGAAAUUCGACAACAAUUACUUCCUCCCAAUCAACUUAGCUUGGCUGCUUCCUACAACAACAUUGGUGCAGUGCAUUACAACAUGGGUAACUAUCCAAAAGCACUUUCUUAUUAUGAGAAAGAUCUUGAAAUCAAUCAACACUCACUUCCUCCUAAUCAUCCUGAUUUGAGUAUGUCCUACAACAACAUUGGUGAAGUGCAUAGAAACAUGGGUAAUUAUCCGAAAGCACUUUUAUCUCAUAAAAAAGCCCUUGAAAUUCGACAACAAUCACUUCCUCCAAAUCAUCCUGAUUUGGCUAAAUCCUAUAACAACAUUGGUAAUGUGCAUUACGACAUGGGUAAUUAUCCAAAAGCACUUUUAUUUCAUGAAAAAGCCUUUGACAUUCGACAACAAUCACUUCCUCCCAACCAUCCUGAUUUGGCUAAAUCCUACAACAACAUUGGUGAGGCGCAUGCCAAGAUGGGUAAUUACUCAAAAGCCCGUACAUUUUAUCAACAUGCUAUACAAAUUGCACAACAACUAUUACCUUCAAAUAAUCCGAAUCUACAAGAUUAUAAAAAUAACCUCGAAGACGUAAAAAACAAAUAA